Messenger RNA from Cephus cinctus (wheat stem sawfly), 2034 nucleotides. RefSeq names its product cytochrome P450 9e2-like. The record is from RefSeq and is a predicted model, not a curated record. The coding region runs from base 1 to 1230 and encodes 409 amino acids. Lineage: Eukaryota; Metazoa; Arthropoda; Insecta; Hymenoptera; Cephidae. The transcript is spliced from 3 exons. Gene Ontology annotation, molecular function: monooxygenase activity; iron ion binding; heme binding.
AUGCGGAAAGACAUUCACAUCGGGACUCUCAAAAUCGGAGAUACUUCCGUUGAGGCAGAAGGCCUUAAAGGGAUAGAUGAUGCCAAAACCGAAUGUGACUUGGAUGACGUACAUGAUUGGGAUUUAAAAAUUAUUAACGAAGGACAAGACUCUGAAUAUAUUGUGCAACAUAUUUCUCAACUGAUACUAGUGAGACAAAAAACAUGUGAAACGUCAGUGAAACGUCAAAAGAUGUAUUUCCUUACCAUACAUGGUACGCGAUACACGAACGACGUGAUCGCCACUGCAGCUUUUGGCAUAAGCGUCAACUCGAUGCGCGAUAAAGAUAAUGACUUCUAUGUCAACGGAAAGGAUGCAACAAGUUUUCAGGGAUUCUGGAAAACUAUUAAGUUCAUUAUGUUUCGCAUAUGUCCGAGUAUUUUGCGAUUGACGGGUGAUAGCUUUAUAUCGGGCGACACGACAUUUUUUAGGACGCUCAUUCAAGAUGCUGUUAAGGCUAGAGACGAGAAGGGAAUCGUCAGACCGGAUAUGAUUCACUUGCUGAUGCAGGCCAGAGAUAGCGAACGUAUAACAUUGUCCACGGAUGACAUCGUGGCUCAAGCUUUUGUAUUCUUUUUGGCCGGUUUCGAGACUGUCUCGACUUUGAUGUGUUACAUGCUUCAUGAACUGGUGCUCAAUCCUGACAUCCAGCAAAAGCUUCGCGAAGAGGUUGAUCAGGUGACUUCUGGUGCCGACGGCGAGGUCACCUAUGAGAUGUUACAGAAGAUGAAGUACAUGGACAUGGUCAUCUCUGAAACUCUACGAAAACAUCCUCCAGUUCCUGUGACCGAUCGUGUCUGUGUUAAGAGUUUUAAGCUUCCACAGUCGAUGCCGGGGUACAAUGAUGUAACACUUGAUAAGGACUCCAUCGUGUGGAUUCCAAUACACGCCUUUCAUCACGAUCCGCAAUAUUUUCCAGAUCCAUAUAAAUUUGAUCCUGAAAGAUUUAAUGAUGAGAAUAAGGACAAAAUUGUCCCUUACACAUAUUUCCCUUUUGGACUGGGUCCUCGAAUAUGUAUUGGGAAUAGAUUCGCGUUGAUGGAAACGAAAAUGAUCAUGACACAUUUGGUGCAAAACUUUUUGUUUAAACGAACGGAGAAGACUCUUGAUUCGACUAAAUUUACCCUAAAAAGUUUAACUGUUCUACCGGAAGAAGGUUUUUGGCUUCAGUUAGAGCCACGAAAGAUUUAGGAUUUGUUUUCUCCUAUUUUAAUUGUUAUUCCUUUCAUUAGAUAACUCACUGAGAAUUUUAUUUGGUCAACGCUAGCAAUCAUGCUUUGCAAAUUACUUCUUCACUGUCCAAGGGACGGUAUUAUUUUUAAAGGAGAACUUUGCUGAAAGUUGGAAAAUAAUAUGUAAUAUAAAAUAAGACAAAUAUUUUUAUACCAUGUAAAUGCAUUAUAUCAAUUAAAUAAGUUGUUACAUUGCACAGUUCUGUAUAGGAGGUAUUCUUUUACAAAUCGAACACUUUUUUCGAAUGUAGAAUUUAGAUUCUCAUGAAAAUUUUUUUACAGCUUCUAUUCAAGAAAUAAUGUGACUCCUGUAUCACGAUUUUUGAGAGAACAUUUUUUUUUGAUAGGUAUAUUUAUUUUUAAUUUCAAUGAUAAUCGAAGAAAUGAUAAUUACUCAUGUAUAUAAAAUUCAUUAUUUCUGGUUUUACUCAUUCAAUCGAUUUCGUUUUUUUUUUAAUUCCUUACCGUGUUAUGUUAGCUCUUUAAUGAAUAUGUAAAUGAUCUUCAUUCUGUUAUUUAAAAAAGUUAUUAACAAUUUUAUUGUUUAAACAAUUAUUUUACAUUUGCCCCCUCAAUGAAUAACAUUUAAAAAAAUACUAUCGUGUGCAGUAUGUUUUAAUCUAAAAAACCCACACUUAAGAAAUGUGGAGACUUUAUUAGAUCCGAAAAUAUUAAAUAUUUUCUAGUGCGCGGCGUGCGCGUCGCGCGUGGAUCAUAGCUUGACGUGCUAAAACGUUUCUGAGUCAAGCCGCGACCAGCGUUC